AAUCAUUUGCGCCACUCUCUCUCUCUCUCUCUCUCUCUCUCUCUCACACACACACAUGGCCAUGGGUGAUGAUCUAUAUAACAAGCGCCCGGCCUUUUGCUUGGCAGCUGCUUGUUGCUCGCAUAUAAUUCUGUUCCUCGCUUGCUUCUCCUUUACUUGUUUAAUAGGCACCUUCCAUCAUCACCUCCACGACGCCUGCCUCCUCUUCCCUCCUCGUCCUACAUGCUACUACAAAAGACCAGGCACAAGCAAGCAGAGUCUCGUCACACCGCUGCCGACCUCCCCACCUCACCUCAGCCAAUUCUCUCGCAUAAACUAUUUCUUGGAUCCUUCAGAGAGGAUCUAGUGCAGCAGCAGUGGGAUCUGCACGCGCGCACCAGCUUCCAUGGGCCUUGACGUCGCGGAAAUCUCUGAAUUGGCGGCGCUCCGGCCGAUCCAGACGGCCGUGAGCCGCGCCCGGGCCACGGCGGUGCCGGGGGAGGAUGAUGACGCUGCCGUCACCGGCUGUGUCACACCGAAGGCGAGCGGCGCGCGGUCAGCCGCUGCAGGAGGAGCGGACGACGACGACGACGCCGCGGCCGCCGACACCGGCUGCGUCACGCCGAGGGCGAGCGGCUGCAUCGCCAUGCUGCCCAUCGCGCCACUCCUGCAAGACGACGGCGUCGACGCUGGCUUCGCCACGCCGCUGGCCACGGGUGGAGUAAUUGGGCCGCGAGACGGCUGCGCCGCUGCCGGCGACGAGAACAGCUUCACCACGCCGACCACGGCCGACAGCGCGCUGUUGCCGUCCACGGUGUGCCCGCCGGCGCCGCGGAAGUCGGCGCCGGCCCCGACGAGGAAGCGGGCGCCGCUGCAGCAGCGGCUCUUCUACCCGGUGCCGAGCGACCUGAGCACCGUCUUCGUCGCCGUGCCGCAGUGCCCGCCGCCCGCCAAGAAGAAGCGGGCGCACGUGGUGGAGUCAUCUGCGCUUCUAGGCACGUGAGAGGCACGCACACACCCUCUGUCCCGUUCAUGCAGAUCAGCACUACACAAUUUACAUGCAUGCUGCGCCAUUGUCGGCACUGCAAGUGGACGAAGGAAUUCUCCAGAGAAGCGGAGGCGAGCGAGGGCUCUCGAGCGACAAACACACACCGAACUAGUACUACCUACUAGCACUCAACUUUAGUGCGCGCGCGCUCUCUCUCUCUAGAUUUGUACAGUCAAUGUAAACUCCAAUUUUACUUCUAAAAGGGUGUUUGUUCA
Triticum dicoccoides is the source of this 1242-nucleotide messenger RNA. RefSeq lists its product as uncharacterized. The transcript has a single exon. Bases 386 to 982 code for a protein of 198 amino acids. The record is from RefSeq and is a predicted model, not a curated record. NCBI's taxonomy places the organism in Eukaryota, Viridiplantae, Streptophyta, Magnoliopsida, Poales, Poaceae.